AUGCGCGGAAGCGGCUCGGAGAUUUCAGAGCGCGUCCGCAUCCUUAUUCGUGCGUGGGCGGAGGAGCUUUCCGUCAUGCAGAAGGGCCGCUACGACCCGGAUGCAGGUUUCCUUAUGGAGCGCUACAACAACAAGCGCUCCCGUGUCAACUUUCCGCCGGUUCCGGAGACCCCGUUGCCCUGGGUCUGUCCCGUCAGCCACGGCUCGGCGUCUUCGUCGCGGCGCGGGGGGAAGAAGGAGGAAAAACUCACCCUCACCUUGGCCGAGGUGGAGAACACCGUUAGUUUGUUUUCCAAUAUCGUCGACAACGCAAAGUCAGUCACCGACCUAAAGGACGAGGUCUGCUCCGAUAUGGCCGAGCGCUGCUUGUACAUCAAGGCAAACCUCUCCCGCAUGAGUAUGAACAUGAGCAAGGAGACUGAGCUCACGCGCGCCAUCGCUGUCAGCGAGUUGCUCGAGAAAAGUCUCACCCAAUACCGGAGCAGCUUGGAAAGCGGCCGCAUCGUCAAAAGCAUUCCAACUGUCGAUACCAUCAGUCUGCAAAGCGAGGACGAGGGAUACGGCGACCUUGACCGCCGCCAGACCUCUUCUCACAGUCUGGAUCGGUAUCAUGACUCAAGGCCUCGGGAGCUUGAACGACGUCAAAGUCGCUACACGGACGAAUCGGAUCAUUCGAGUGCCGGGGUUGUAACCUAUCCGCCAGAAGAUAAGCCGUACAAGCCCCGCGAUCGAAGCCGUUCUCCUGCUCCUCGUCGUCGUGAAUCUAGCCCUGAUCAGAGGAGGCCAUCCAACUCUUCAAUAGAAAAAAGAUCGCGUCGCGACCCGAAAAAGUCUCUGAGACGUCGGGAAAAAAGCGACAGUGACUUGGUAGAGCUUGCCAAACAAAAGGAAAAGAUGAAGAUAAAGAAAAAGAAGGCGGCAAUAGCCGCGGCCAAAAAGGACCAAGGUCUCAUCCAGCUUCCUGUCGAGGAUACAGUGUUUAGCUCAAGUUCAGACUCAGAGGAUGAGAACGCCGCCAAAGACGGGUCUACGCUUCUCGCAGAGCGCUAUGCUUCCCGCAAAGGUUCAAAAACGUCACAGUCUCAAGCUGCGUCUAGCUCUAGAUCAGUCGCCCUAAACGGGAGUUUGACAUCAGUUCCACCUACCGCGUCUGCCGCGAGUCCCGCAGUUCCUGGGAGCGCGAGCUCGGCAGGCUUUCCACCAAAUCCUGCUGCUAUGUACCAAUCUGUGGGUUCGGGAAUGGGUUACAAUCCAAUGAUGAUGGUUCCAAAUCCAUACGCCAUGUAUGGGUCUGUCAACCCUAUGCCAAUGGCUGACCCUAUGAAUAUGUAUGGGGCAUAUCAGACGGUCAAUCCAGCCAUGUACUACAACACUGUGAACCCACACAUGUAUGCCACACAUCAUAUGCAAAUGAUGCCCGGAGUGCAGCCGGGAGUUGGUCCCGCUCAUCCAAAUCCGCAAGCUAACGCGCAGUCUGCGGACGGCACCCCUUCUCCAGGUCAAUCUAGUCAAAACAUGUUCAUGCCUGCUGCUCCCCCAGCUAAUGCCCCACAGGCUGUACCUCAACCAUCAUUCCCAACCCCUUCCGAACCUCAACAAAGUGCCCCCAAUAUGACUACAGCAAAUCCCGGGACGCAAGCUGCGGCAAUGCCAAGCCAUCCGAUGGCGUCAUUUUAUUCUAGCAGUGCGGGUCAAGCCCAAAUGGGGUCUCAAGGCGGCUUUCCGUUCAUGAUGCAACCCGCAUCCGCACCUGCGCCAUUUCUGCAAACAGCGCAGACUGACAUGCCUGCGGCCCCGGAUGCCCUCACAGUUCAAAUGUCGCAGCAGAACAACCCGAAUGCUCAAGCCUUCGCUUAUCAGUCGGCGAUGCAUCAAGCGGCCGCUGCGUAUCACGCAGCGGCAGAAGCGUAUCGGAGUGUCUCUGGGCAAGCCCCGAUUGGCGCCCCGCAAGCAAAUAACUCCGGCAACCCUCCGAUGGGGCAGAACAGGGGGGGCGGUGGAGACUAAUUAUUGCAAGUAAUCGUCGCUGACGUACUUCCGCGAGGGGUAUUGUUGCGUAGGUGGCACUGGACGAAGCUCGCGGCGAAUUUGAAAGAUGAAUCUCCCUGCGUGCGUUGCGAAGUACUGAUGAAUUGCGUGACCAUCGUUUCAUGAAGCGACUCCGACGCUCUCGGUUGUCACCAUUUUUCUGGCAAAGAACCGCUGUUGCAACUUGCGAAAAGAUAAUUGAAGGAAUUGAAGGAAUCAGCCCAUUCCGCAAAGUUUGUAGUCUCAAACUGAUUAUGGAAUUUAUUAUCUACAGUCUCCUUGGUGGGGCGGAAGUAUGAACUUAAAACUCCUCAGUAAAAGAGAGAAAAAGUAUGUAACUGUCCAGUCGAGUUUUACUGGAGUAGUUUCGCUCGA
This is a messenger RNA of Chondrus crispus (carragheen), 2403 nucleotides long. RefSeq lists its product as hypothetical. The transcript is spliced from 2 exons. Lineage: Eukaryota; Rhodophyta; Florideophyceae; Gigartinales; Gigartinaceae. Bases 1 to 2007 code for a protein of 668 amino acids. The record is from RefSeq and is a predicted model, not a curated record.